UGACCGUGACAAGCUGUGCGUUGCUAAUGAAUAACGCAGCUGCAGGUCUGACACGCCCAGAUCGUCCGCAGUAACGAACGUGAACUUUGACCACGGUAGAAAGUCUCGGUCUGGUUGAGGAUCCUGUGUGGGGAACAAGCUGAUCGGAAGCAUUCGGCAUGGUUUGGCCUUUUGUCCUCUGGGCCGCGCUGCACGCUGCGGUCCAGUGCUCGGCUCACAAAGGUGCGCGUGCGGCCAGUGGGUCUGAGUCGGUGACGCUGCAGCCGUGGUUGACGGGUCUGACAGCCGUGGUUGUCUUCCUCUUCCUUGUCUUCGUCAUCGUCGUCGUCAGAAGACUGCUGCGGAAGAACAGGCGGGAGGAAGACACGCAGGAGGAAAUGUUUGGAUACGACAACAAGGUUGUGGAGAUGGAGGAAGAUGACGUUAAACACACCAUCUUUUAGGAGCAGUGGAAGAGUUCUGACAUCAACAUCCACUGACCAGCUUUCUUUCAUAAACAUUGUUCAUGAUGAAUAUUAAUUAGUAUAUAGUUUUAUCAGCCUUAUUCCAAAUUGGAAUCAGCUCAUUUUAUCCCUCAUAAUUCUCCACAAUGACAACAUGAAACACAUGUUUGGUGAUUUUUGCAAAUGUGUUCAAAUAAAUAAAUAAGAAAUCAUGUCAGUGUUCUUGCCACAAA
Molecule: messenger RNA, 676 nt
Organism: Nerophis lumbriciformis (worm pipefish)
Lineage: Eukaryota; Metazoa; Chordata; Actinopteri; Syngnathiformes; Syngnathidae
Gene: smim24
Product: small integral membrane protein 24
Source: RefSeq, a predicted model, not a curated record